AUGACUGCGGAGACUGCCUUCCCGCCCUCCCCGCCCCCGCCGCCCCCGCCGCCUCCGCCGCCUUCGAUGCCUCCCGUUUCAGCGAAGGUGCUGCGCACACGGGUCCCGUAUUUUCCAGUAGCUGUGUCGGAGCCUGUGGGGGCACAGCCAAUUUACGAAAAGCCUGCUGUGUCGGAAACCGUGGAGCGGCGUUCGAGGCUGGUGUCAACGCCAAUCCACAGAGACCAGCGAGUGCACAACCCGAGCCAGCAAGUCGGCGACCGAGGAACGGGCGAUCAGCUCAAGGUCAAAGGCGAUCAGCUCAAGGUCGAAGGCGAUCAGCUCAAGGUCGAAGGCGAUCAGCUCAAGGUCGAAGGCGAUCAGCUCGAGGUCGAAGGCGAUCAGCUCGAGGACAAGCGGGAUACUUCCGUGCCGCCAUCGCCUCCUCCUCCUCCACCGAUGGAUCAAUUGAAAGGAGGCGCUAUUGGGAAACAGGCGUCGUGGGCGAAGUUGAGGCCGGAGUCAGAGCAAACUACGGCUAUGGAUCAAGUGAUGAGUGAGUUGGCACAGAAGUUGACCAGUAGAUCAAAGAUGGGUGCGUCUCAGCAACAGCGUGGUUCGGUAGGAGGCUCGAGUAGAGAUUUGAGUUCGUUGGAGGGCGCGUUGUUUAUGCAGGAGCCGGCUGUGAACGGAGGCGUGAGCCUGGAAGGGAUUUGGGGUUCGAUGGGUUACGCCAUGGUGUGCCGUUACGGGUUGGCGGAUCGUCUCCAGUAUGGGUUGAAUGUUGCGAAGGGGGACGUCCACGAGCCGGUGAUGAAAUCGUUCAGUGCGACUUCGGAUGUAAAGUGGUGCCAGGAGUUGGACGAGCUUUUGAACGAGGAGUUGGCUAGGAUUGAGAUUGGCCCGAUGCUACAGCAAGACAUCGAGGACUUCCAGCUCAAAGGCGGAAAUUGCGAGGAUGAGGAUUUUAUGAGGUUCUGCCAGAAGCUGGAUGCAGCGGAUGUGCGACUCUCUUUAGCACACGCCUACGGACUCUACCCCACCUACGCAACUCUCUUCUGGAACACCAGACAGGAGCUCAGAGACAUGGCCAUCCGGCAAUUAAAGACCGAUAAUAAAUCUUUCUGGACAGGUUUGAAAGGAGAGGUAGACAUCCGCAAUCUCAUUACCAACAUCAAUCAACCAGAAGGAUUCACAUCCACUCUCGAAACCAGGUUCACAACACUCGCUCAAAAAUGGAAAGAUAUUCUAAUGCGCAAGCGUGUUGUCUCCUACAACUCCAGCCAGGUUUAA
Molecule: messenger RNA, 1272 nt
Organism: Gregarina niphandrodes
Lineage: Eukaryota; Apicomplexa; Conoidasida; Eugregarinorida; Gregarinidae
Exons: 1
Coding region: 1-1272 (423 amino acids)
Source: RefSeq, a predicted model, not a curated record